Molecule: messenger RNA, 2065 nt
Organism: Thamnophis sirtalis
Lineage: Eukaryota; Metazoa; Chordata; Lepidosauria; Squamata; Natricidae
Gene: TTC5
Product: tetratricopeptide repeat domain 5
Molecular function (GO): protein binding
Source: RefSeq, a predicted model, not a curated record
AGGGCGGAGGCUGCAGCGAUCAUGGCCGAGGACGAAGAAGAAAACUCGCAAGCCCGGCAACGUUUGCAGGAAUUGGUCGACCACCUCUAUCAUUUCCGAGAUCACUAUUUCGAGAAUCACAGUGUGGAAGAUGCUGGGAAAAAGCAACAGGAUGUUCAGGAAGAGAUGGAGAAGACUCUUCAAAAAAUGGAAGCCAUUGAUGGUUUAUCAGAAGGGAGAUCUUACAUUUUGAUGCUUAAGGGGAAAGCUUUGAAUGUAUCAGCAGACUACAAUGCCCAGUCUGAAGAAUUGCUUUCCAAAGCUGUCAAGCUGGACCCGGAAUUGGUGGAGGCGUGGAAUCAAUUAGGCGAGGUUUACUGGAAAAAGGGUGAUGUCUCUGCAGCACAUACUUGCUUCUCCGGAGCACUCGGACACCGUAAGAACAAAGUCUCCUUGCAGAACCUCUCCAUGGUGUUACGGCAGCUGCGCUCAGCUUCUCCCGAUGAACAUGCACAAAAUGUGAUGGACAGUGUGCGGCAAGCCAAGCUGGCUGUGCAGAUGGACAUGCGCGAUGGACGCUCUUGGUAUGUGCUGGGCAAUGCCUACCUCUCCUUGUUCUUCAAUACGGGACAGAACCCCAAGAUCUCCCAGCAAGCACUGGGUGCCUAUGCACAAGCAGAAAAGGUGGACCCCACUGCUUCUUGUAAUCCAGAUUUGCAUCUCAAUCGAGCCACGCUUUCUAAGUAUGAAGAAAACUACAUGGAAGCUUUGGAGGGGUUUUCACGGGCCGUAACGCUUGACCCGACUUGGCUUGAACCUCAACAACGGGAGCAGCAACUCAUGGAUUUCCUUGAGAGACUAACUGGACUCCUUGAAAACAAGGGCAAGGUGAAAGGCAAGAAGCUGCAAAGCAUGUUGGGAAGCUUGCGUCCCUCCCACCUGGGCCCUUGUGGUGAUGGACAUUAUCAAGGGCCUUCAGGUCAGAAGGUAGAACUACAGAGACGAUCCCUCAGUGCCUUGCAACCUGGUGUUAACACGGGUACAGUGAUCUUGGGGAAAGUGUUGUUCAGCCUGACUACUGAGGAAAAAGUGCCUUUCACCUUUGGAUUGGUGGACUCUCUUGAAGGCCCCUGUUUUGCUGUUACUGUUUACAACAUGGUUCAAAGCUGGGGGGUCCUAAUUGGGGACUCGGUGGCCAUCCCUGAACCUCAUCUUCGGCACCAUCACAUCCAACACCGGAACAAAAGUUUUACUUUUUCUGGUCUCCGGGUAGAGUCUCCCCUGCUUCUCGUCGUGAACGGCAAAGUUCAAGGAUCCCAAAACCAGGCCGCUUCGACCGUUGCCUAUCAGGCACAAAGUGAAUGAGAAAAGACAAAAUCUUCCAGGGAUGAUUGCAUUUUUUAAGCUACAUCAGCCCCCUCUCCUCGUAUCUUUUUCAGUAGUUUAGAGAGAUUGGACUGAUUCGUAGAAAUACCAUCCAGCCCUUAAGUGAAGGAGCGAGACAAAAAAGAGAAUUGCAAAUGCUUAAUUCUUGUGCUUAAUUCUUGUCUGUUUUGGUUCCACCCCACUCUCAAAUUUAUUUUCCAUAGACACCAGUUUUACUUUCAGUAGUACUAAAAUGAGUGUCUACAGAAAAUCUGGGGGCUGCUCAUUUUUCUUCCCCAUCUCUUAAUUUUCUUCCCCCUUUUCUGACGUCUUCCUUCAUCUUUGCUUUGAUCACAUUUAAGGUUGGGACGUCGGUCAGUUUAGAUCAGCGGUUCUCAACCUGUGGGUCGUGACCUCUUUGGGGGUUGAAUGACCCUUUCACAGGGGUCGCCUAAGAGUCGAGUGUGGCUCUUCCACAACCCGUGUGUUAAUGAAGCCAGUGGGACUUAGGUUAGCAUGACUGUCCUAAAUCCCACCGUCUUAUGAAGUCAGUAUGAUCACCUCUACAUCCAACUGGUUAUUUCUGUGUAAAUAGAAGAGAUGCUUUCUGUAUUUAUUUUAUAUUAUUUUGAGAUGGGUUUUUUUUUUGUAAUUUUUAUAUAUUUUUCCUGCCAGAUUCCUGAUUUUUUCCCCCUUCCAAUCCAAUAAAAUGAGUUCAUAA